AGAUUCGCAAAACAUUCCCAAAUUCCCCAACAGAGAAAAACACCUCUCUCUAAAAUGGCAUUCUUCGUUCGUUCAUUUUUCUUCUUCACUUUCUUUCUCCUAUGCUUUUCCUCCGCCGCCAAGCACCGCCACCACUGGGUCGGACCCACCGGCCACCGCCUGAUCAAAGUGAACGUUAACGGUGGCUCCGAUGUGUUUCUGUCAGUGCAAGCCGCCGUGGAUGCAGUUCCCGAUUACAAUACCGUCAACACCGUCAUCCGAAUUAGCCCUGGAUAUUACGUGGAGAAGGUGGUGGUGCCGGCGACGAAGCCGUACAUAACAUUUGAAGGAGGAGGGAAAGAGACGACGGUGAUAGAGUGGCACGACCGGGCAGGUGACCGUGGUCCCAGCGGGCAGCAGCUGCGUACUUACAGAACAGCCUCUGUUACCGUUUUUGCUAAUUACUUCUCUGCCCGAAACAUCAGCUUCAAGAAUACGGCACCGGCGCCGAUGCCCGGAAUGCAAGGGUGGCAAGCGGCGGCGUUUCGAAUCUCCGGCGACAAAGCCUACUUUUCCGGCUGCGGAUUCUACGGCGCACAAGAUACGCUUUGCGACGACGCCGGCCGCCAUUACUUCAAAGAAUGCUACAUUGAAGGCUCCAUAGACUUCAUCUUUGGAAAUGGCCGAUCCAUGUAUAAGGAUUGUGAGCUACACUCAAUCGCCACCCGAUUCGGUUCCAUAGCGGCACAAGAUAGAAACUCGCCGUACGAGAAGACCGGGUUCGCUUUCGUCCGGUGCAAGGUGACCGGUUCAGGACCCGUGUACGUGGGCCGGGCCAUGGGCCAGUACUCCAGAAUCGUCUACGCAUAUACUUACUUUGAUGACGUGGUGGCCCACGGUGGAUGGGAUGACUGGGACCACGUCAGCAACAAAAACAAGACUGUAUUUUUUUGAGUAUACAAGUGCUGGGGCCAGGGCAAGUAAAGUGGAAGGAGAUUCGGGCCAGGGAGUUGGAGUUUGAAGAGGCCCAUCCAUUUCUUGCUAAGAGCUUUGUGAAUGGCAGACACUGGAUUGCACCAUCUGAUGCUUAGUUAUUUACAUGCAAUAUAUUUACUUCAUACUAUAUAUUUUUACUCAUUUCCAAAUAUUUAUAUUACAUUCAUUCAAUUUCUACUCCACAAUAAUACUCUUGUAAUAUGCUAUUUAAUUUUUAUUAUUU
Messenger RNA from Benincasa hispida (wax gourd), 1198 nucleotides. RefSeq names its product Pectin lyase-like superfamily protein (gene PME5). Gene Ontology annotation, molecular function: pectinesterase activity. Gene Ontology annotation, biological process: cell wall modification; pectin catabolic process. NCBI's taxonomy places the organism in Eukaryota, Viridiplantae, Streptophyta, Magnoliopsida, Cucurbitales, Cucurbitaceae. The record is from RefSeq and is a predicted model, not a curated record.